Messenger RNA from Brachypodium distachyon (stiff brome), 1583 nucleotides. RefSeq names its product probable 2-oxoglutarate-dependent dioxygenase ANS. Bases 109 to 1299 code for a protein of 396 amino acids. The transcript has a single exon. NCBI's taxonomy places the organism in Eukaryota, Viridiplantae, Streptophyta, Magnoliopsida, Poales, Poaceae. The record is from RefSeq and is a predicted model, not a curated record.
AAUCCAUCACCGAGUGAGCCUGUCCCAAUCUCCCCUCUAUAAAAUGGCACCGCACUCUCCUCAAGCUCCAAACUCCAAACUGAAGUGGUGAACUUGUGUAACGACAGCAUGGUGGUCCACCAAGCUCAGGAGCACCUGGUCCAGGAGGUUGCCGCGGACGGCUCGCCGCCGAGCCGCUACGUGCUGCGAGAGCACGACCGCCCGACGCCGGCCACCAACGCCGCCAUCCCCACCGUGGACGUGAGCCGCCUGGCCGCUAACGACCCCGACGAGGCCGAGAAGCUCCGCUCGGCUCUCAACACCUGGGGCCUCUUUGCCGUGACCGGCCACGGCAUGCCGGGGGAGCUCCUGGACGCCAUCCUCGACUCCACCCGCGCCUUCUUCCACCUCCCGACGCACGCCAAGCACAAGUACUCCAACCUCGUCCCCUCCGACUCCGAUGACUCCCACAACAACAACAACAACAACAAGAAGUUCCAGCCGGAGGGCUACGGCGUGGACCGGGUGGACACGGACGAGCAGAUCCUGGACUGGUGCGACCGGCUCUACCUCCAGGUCCAGCCCGAGGACGAGCGCCGGCGCCAGUUCUGGCCAACCGAACCGCCGAACCUCGCCGGGCUCCUCCACGACUACAGCCUCAAGAGCCAGGCCGUGGCGCAACUCAUCCUCCGCGCCAUGGCGAGAAUCCUGGGCUUCGAAGAGUCUUUCUUCGUGGACAAAGUCGGGGACGAGAGCCGGAUGCCGUCGUACGCGCGGUUCACGUACUACCCGCCGUGCGCGCGCCCGGACCUCGUCUACGGGCUCAAGCCCCACACCGACAACUCCGUCGUCACCGUGCUCCUCCUCGACAAGCGCGUCGGCGGCCUCCAGGUGCGGCAGCCGCUCGGUGAUCUCGCCGUCGCCGGAGAAGAAGAAGAAGGAGCGAGGUGGGUGGACGUGCCGGCGAUGGGCGGCCACGAGCUGCUGGUGGUGGUGGGGGACGAGAUGGAGAUCAUGAGCAACGCGGCGUUCAGGGCGCCCGUGCACCGCGUGGUGGUCAGCGCCGAGGAGAGGAUGUCGCUCGUGGUUUUCUACCAGCCGGAGCCGCACCGGGCGCUGGAGCCCGCCAGGGAGCUCGUGGACGAGGAGCGGCCGGCGAGGUACAAGACGCUGCAGGCCAAGACGUUUGCGGAUGGGUUCUGGGACGCCUUCGCGCUCGGCGAGCGCACCAUUGAUUUCCUCAAGGUCAAGGUCGGCGAAGACGGCGGCGGCGGUGGCGGUGAUCAGCCGAAUGCGCCGGCCGCGGUUCCCGGAGCUUGAAGCCGGCCGGCCGGCCGGCUAGCUUGCCGGCCCGGCCCCAGUAUAUGCAUAUGCAGCACUUCGGUUUGUCUGUAAAAGAGUUACGUGUAAUUUCUUGUGUGUUGUUGUUCGUGUAUUAUCCAUGGUAAUGGUGCUUCGUUCCCCCACCGGAGCUGUAAUCUAGUAAUAACAAGUGGUACGUGCGUAAACAAUAAGGGUUGGUGCAUGUAACUCAAUCGAGCCACAUGGGGCUGAUCUGUGAAUGCAAAUGAAAUGAAGAUCACCUGGAGAUGGAUCACAAUUAU